Drosophila obscura is the source of this 1663-nucleotide messenger RNA. Its product is annotated as protein embryonic gonad. The transcript is spliced from 3 exons. Gene Ontology annotation, biological process: regulation of DNA-templated transcription. NCBI's taxonomy places the organism in Eukaryota, Metazoa, Arthropoda, Insecta, Diptera, Drosophilidae. Bases 90 to 1265 code for a protein of 391 amino acids. The record is from RefSeq and is a predicted model, not a curated record. Gene Ontology annotation, molecular function: zinc ion binding; sequence-specific DNA binding; DNA-binding transcription factor activity.
UAAAAACAUAUACGACUAAAUAAAUACAUACAGUGUACCUUUUGGGAUCUACAAUUUAUGCAGUUAGGGAAAUAUCCAAUUGCAAAAAGAUGAACCAGCUGUGCAAAGUGUGCGGCGAACCGGCGGCUGGUUUUCAUUUCGGGGCAUUCACAUGCGAGGGCUGUAAGUCUUUCUUUGGGCGCACCUACAACAACAUCGCGGCGAUAGCCGGCUGCAAGCACAACGGGGACUGUGUGAUCAACAAGAAGAACCGCACGGCCUGCAAGGCGUGUCGCCUGCGCAAGUGCCUCUUGGUGGGGAUGUCGAAGAGUGGCUCUCGCUAUGGACGCCGCUCCAACUGGUUCAAGAUCCACUGCCUGCUGCAGGAGCAGCAGGGCACGGCGGGGACAGCCAGUGGGACGGCUGGUGGGGGACCAGGAGGAGUCGGUGGGGUGAGCAGCGCGAAUCUGGAGCAGCUCGCGCGCCUGCAGCAGGCGAGCCAUCAGGCGCGGCAGACCUAUCAGGACAAGACGAAUCCCUGCAUCAAGUCAGCCACAUCCAGCUCCCCCACAAUAGCGGGGGUGGGUGCGGCAGGAGCCACCUCCUCCGCAGCCUCUCCUAGCCUGCCCGGAUUCCUGCAGGCGGCCAAAUAUCUCAACGAUCGUCAGCAGCACCAAAAGCACCACCAGCGGCAGUUGAAGCUGGAAUCCCGCCUCAGCAACACACCCAGCGACUCCGGCGCAUCCUCGGCCGGCGAUCCCAACGAGGAUGGGGCCACUAGCGUGCUGAGUGGCAACACCACGGGCGUCAUCAGCAGCACUGCAUCGAUGCCCAAGUUGAGCCAGCGGCCGGUGGGUUGUCCUCCGUUCCCCGCCUCCUCCGAACCAGACGCGGACCUGGCUGCGCAGCAGCAGCGUCAGCGCCAUCAGGAGCUGCUAGAGAUCUUCCGCAGUCACUCGGAGCCGCUCUACAGCUCCUUUGGCCCCUUCAGCCACCUGCCGCCAGUGCUCCUCGCCGCCGGGGUGCCCCCAAUGCCCAUCUUCAAGGAUCAGUUCAAGGCGGAACUGCUAUUUCCGGCCGCCAGCAGUCCGGAGCUGGACGAACCCAUCGAUCUCUCGCUCAGAUCGCGAACAGAUCCAGCCAGUCCCUUGGCGCCUGGCUCGAACAGUCCCAGUCUAAGCGAGCCUGCAGCGGCUGGUCAUUUCCUGGACGAGUCCUCGAUCCUUGUCCGCAAGUCCACGCCCCUCGACCUCACUCUGGUGCGCUCCCAAACUCUGACGGGCUGAACGAGAGCUGCCUGAAAAUUCGUUCCUGUGCCAAAACAAUUUCGAAAAGACAUUCUUUCCUCCAUUGAGACCCUGUCAUUGGAACCCGAAACCAGAAUUAAAUCUACCCAGAAAACCGCUUCAUCUUCAUCAUUUUGGUGCCAGUGAAAUUAUGUACAAAUAUCAAUAUUAUUUUGUUUUUAUUUAGCUCAAUUACAGCCGCUAGGAGAAAAGAGUGAACAAUCGUAUUAUAGAGUACAUAUAUAAAACAAAUACAUAAAUAUAAAUAAAUACAUGAUACUUUCUAGACAAAUUUACAAACGAUUGUCAUUUAAUGUGCUAUGCGAGAAUUUGCUUACAUUUCGGUUGUUUUUCUUAAUUUAUGUGUAGCUAUAUAUAUAUGUAUACAUAUAUUUAGU